Messenger RNA from Catharus ustulatus (Swainson's thrush), 1754 nucleotides. It is a transcript of the gene KCMF1, whose product is annotated as potassium channel modulatory factor 1. NCBI's taxonomy places the organism in Eukaryota, Metazoa, Chordata, Aves, Passeriformes, Turdidae. The coding region runs from base 234 to 1379 and encodes 381 amino acids. Gene Ontology annotation, biological process: synaptic signaling. The transcript has 7 exons. Gene Ontology annotation, cellular component: plasma membrane. Gene Ontology annotation, molecular function: zinc ion binding. The record is from RefSeq and is a predicted model, not a curated record.
CGUUGCCGCCGGAUCCGCCCCCCGCAGGGCGAGCGAGGAGGCAGGAGGAGGAGGAGAAGGAGGAGGAGGGAGGCCGGCUCCUCGCCGCCUCUUGUGUUUUCUCCCCUCUUCCCGGCCCAGCCCCGGCCCCUCUCCUCUCGCACCGGGGCGGCGGCGGGGGCCGAGGCCACAGCGGCGCCCGAGCUGCCCGCGGGAGCCCCGGGACGGGCCUGGGCCGACGUCUCUGGACUAGGAUGUCCCGACAUGAAGGUGUCAGCUGUGAUGCAUGUUUAAAAGGAAAUUUUCGAGGUCGCCGGUACAAGUGUUUAAUUUGCUACGAUUACGAUCUGUGCGCAACUUGUUAUGAAAGUGGUGCAACGACUACAAGGCAUACAACUGACCAUCCAAUGCAGUGCAUACUAACAAGAGUAGAUUUUGACUUGUACUAUGGUGGAGAAGCUUUCUCUGUAGAGCAACCACAGUCUUUCACUUGUCCUUAUUGUGGGAAAAUGGGGUAUACGGAAACAUCUCUUCAAGAACAUGUUACUUCUGAGCAUGCAGAAACAUCAACAGAAGUGAUUUGUCCAAUAUGUGCAGCAUUACCUGGAGGGGAUCCGAAUCACGUAACAGAUGACUUUGCAGCUCAUCUUACACUGGAACACAGAGCUCCUAGAGAUUUAGAUGAAUCCAGUGGCGUUCGGCAUGUACGUAGGAUGUUCCACCCAGGUCGGGGUUUGGGAGGCCCCCGUGCUCGUAGAUCAAACAUGCACUUUACUACCAGUUCCCCUGGUGGGCUUUCGUCUUCUCAGAGUUCGUAUUCUCCAAGCAAUAGAGAAGCCAUGGAUCCUAUAGCUGAGCUUUUAUCCCAGCUAUCAGGUGUGAGGCGUUCUGCAGGAGGACAGCUCAACUCCUCUGGCCCUUCUGCUUCUCAAUUACAGCAGCUGCAGAUGCAACUGCAGUUGGAACGACAACAUGCACAGGCAGCAAGACAGCAACUGGAGACUGCACGCAAUGCAACCAGACGCACCAACACGAUCAAUGUCAACACCACUAUGGCACAAUCUACAACAACAACCAACACAUCUAACACAGAAAACAGUCAGCAGACUAUCCAGAAUUCCCAGUUCCUUCUGACAAGGUUGAACGAUCCGAAGAUGUCAGAAGCAGAGCGUCAGUCAAUGGAGAGCGAACGGGCAGACUGCAGCCUGUUUGUUCAGGAGCUUCUACUGUCCACCUUGAUGCAGGAAGAAAGUUCCUCCUCAGAUGAGGAUGAACGGGGGGAGAUUGCAGAUUUUGGUGCUAUGGGCUGUGUAGAUAUUAUGCCUCUAGAUGUUGCUUUAGAAAACCUAAAUUUAAAAGAGAGUAAUAAAGGAAAUGAGCCUCCUCCACCUCCUCUUUGAUGACAUCCCACUUUGCAGACAAUGUCCUCUGUGCUGUAUUUGCCAAUGAAAGUGGACAACAACUAUCUUGGGUUUGUUUUGGUGAUUGUAAUUUCAGGUCUGUCACUCUUGUUACAUUGUGUACAUUCAAAAGAAAGAGAGAAAAGAUAUAUAUGAUAAUCAUUUCCACUUAACUAAUUUUUACUUCUUAGCAGGUAAUGUAGGUUGCAGUGCAGAGCAGAAGGCUCUGUGUCCUGUACCUUGACAUGCAAAAGGCUCUCCUAAUACUCCACAUUCAAACUGAAGAGGGAAAAAAAAAAGAAAAAUCUCUAAUGAAGCUGCUGUGUGUAUUUAUGAAUAUUAAUGAAUAAAAACUGCUUGGAUGGUUUACCUUAA